This is a messenger RNA of Solenopsis invicta (red fire ant), 5283 nucleotides long. Its product is annotated as probable cation-transporting ATPase 13A3. Gene Ontology annotation, biological process: intracellular calcium ion homeostasis; polyamine transmembrane transport. The record is from RefSeq and is a predicted model, not a curated record. The transcript has 19 exons. Lineage: Eukaryota; Metazoa; Arthropoda; Insecta; Hymenoptera; Formicidae. Gene Ontology annotation, molecular function: P-type transmembrane transporter activity; polyamine transmembrane transporter activity; ATP binding. Bases 1046 to 4750 code for a protein of 1234 amino acids. Gene Ontology annotation, cellular component: membrane.
CAUGCGCUUAUUAAAAUAAUUCACUCUGUAUAUAAUAUAUAUAUAUAUAUAUAUAUAUAUCAAAUUUUAUAAUGUUGAUUAUGACUUUAAUACUCUGAUUUUGUAGGAUACGCACAAACAUUUCUAGUGUGUACAUACAUGGAAAAAAUGAUAAGCAUAAGGUAUCAUACACAUACAGUACAUGUACAUGUAUUGUUUCGCAUUUAUAAUUUUCAAACGUCUUGAUUUUCUCUUGAAUCACGUCCUAAAUAAUAAAUAUUUCAUUACUUUGAGUUUAGAAUCUGUCAAACUCCGACGAAUGUAAUGUAAUCGUUCUAGUUUCAAUAGAAAAUAUUAAUUGUAAACGAAGUUAUUCAAUAAAAUGAAAAUGGGUGCCAUAUUAUUCUUUUCUCCUCUAAUAAUUUAGAACGAUGGACGUUGCGCCAAUAUUACAAUAUUUGUUAUCUUUUAAAGUUACAACGUGUCCCAUUAUACAAAAUCGUUAUUGGCAAAGAAAAAAACUUUAUUGCAACAUGUUGCGAAAAUUUGUCGAAAUCGGCGAGGGAAGAAGGGAUGAUACGUGGAGUGGUUGCGCGACUUUUCUGACUCUCCUCAUUCGCGAGACCGUUCAGUGAUCAUCAGGGACUCUGAGAAGGCCGGAAUUCGCAAAGAAAGCAUAUAUCGCGCUCAUCGUUCCACUUCGUAAAAUGCGACAAUCGAAUUCGCUCGUGAACGGAUAUCUCGUGGAAUUUUUGAAAAUUUGAUCAGCCUGCUUGAGGCGUCGAGGCGUCGAGGCUCGAAUCGAGCGGCGGCUACGGCGACGACCAACACGGGCGUGCGAGCGCGCUUGCGUACGCCCGUGACUACGCGCGCGAAAUUGCCCACUCUUGCAGCUGCCAUUGAGGAGGAGGUGAAAGCAAAAAUUGAAGAAAUUCGACGAAUACUCAAAAAGAAUUACACGCGACACAUCGUCGGCGGCAAAAAAAUUUGGUGACAGACUAGAUUGGAUCGUAACGAAAGAAGCUGUCGAAAUUACGGAAUAAUUUAAUCGAACAAGGUUGAAGUUAUGAUCGAUGCUAAUGGGGUGAACGACUACAAAAAGGCGGGGGUUUUAUGGCAGAAAAUUCCUACUGACCGAAAUGAACAUCUGUGUAUUUAUGGAUUCGAGAAGAGUUUGCUAAGGACCACUUUGAUAUAUGUAACGUACAUAUUGUCUAUCGGAUUGGUACGGUUAUUGUUUCAUUGGUAUCCUCGACUACAUUUGUACGCGACUCAUCAAAAAUGUGCUUUGAGUUGUGCGACGAAAAUACUCGCGAUAGAUGAUUAUCAAGGAUACAAGUCGUACUUUGUACGAAAUGUCCGGAAAAUUUCUACUAAAAAUAUAAGUGAAAAAAGUUUGUUGAACACUUUGGGUACCGUUGACCAAGAUCUCUUGGAGAAAAUCAAGGACAAAAGAUUAAAAAUUACUUUAGAGAAUGGCACGCGUUGCGAGGUUUACGAAUACAAGGCUUUUUGGUGUAAAAAAAAAUGUUACAUCUGGGACACUACGAAAAAUGUAUUCUCAAAACUUGUAGGAAUUGACAAUGAUACAAUGUGUUCCGAUCUCCACGUCUCGCGCAGUAAUGGCUUGUCCAAGGAAGAACAAUUACUUAGGCGCAUCGUUUAUGGAAACAACGACAUUGUUGUCCCGUUUCAAAGUAUCGGCGUGUUACUGCUGCUUGAAGUUUUAAACCCAUUCUAUGUUUUUCAAGUGUUUACUCUAUCCGUAUGGUUCGCGGAUAGCUAUCUGUAUUAUCCUAUCGCUAUAAUACUAAUGUCACUAUUUGGCAUCACAAGCUCUAUAGUGCAAACGCGUAAAAACCAAAUAAAUCUGCGUGGUACCGUCGCAUCGUCAGAAAGUGUAUGUGUACUUCGCGACACUGGUAUUUUCGAAAGUAUCUCUAGUAAGGAAUUGGUGCCCGGUGAUGUCAUACAAUUACCGAAACAUCAAAUGACUCUCGUGUGCGACGCGGUUCUAUUAACUGGACAGUGUAUAUUAAAUGAAUCCAUGUUAACGGGCGAGUCUGUACCUGUAAUGAAAACAUCAUUACCAUUACGCCAUGCAUUGUACGAUACUAAAGAACAUACGUAUCACACGUUGUACAGCGGUACUACUGUAAUACAAACCAAAUAUCACGCGGACGAUCAACCGGUUCUCGCGAGGGUAAUUAGAACUGGUUUUACAACUAACAGAGGUGCUCUGAUCGCCGCUAUACUAUAUCCACCUCCAGCGGAUUUCAAAUUUGACAAAGAUUCAUAUAAAUUUAUUGGAAUUUUGGCAUUUAUCGCAACUUGUGGCUUCAUAUAUGCCGUAAUAAUCAAGGUCUCUCAUGGAAGUACAGCUGACAUUGUAGCGAUAAAAGCAUUAGAUCUCAUUACGAUAGUCAUACCGCCGGCAUUACCAGCCGCGAUGACCGUAGGAAAGCUAUAUGCUCAAACGAGAUUGAAACGUGCGCAAAUCUACUGUAUUAAUAAUAGGGUGAUAAAUGUUUCCGGCAGCAUAAAUUGCAUAUGUUUUGAUAAGACGGGAACGUUAACCGAAGAUGGAUUGGACAUGUGUGGCGUUGUGGCAUGUACAAACGGCAUUUUUGCCCAAGUCGAAACGGAUGUAUCCAAACUCAAAGAUCAUCCUCUUUUCGAAGGGAUGCUAGUUUGUCACAGUUUAGUACUUAUCGAUGGACAACUUUGCGGAGAUCCUUUAGACGUAAAGAUGUUUGAAAGUACCAAAUGGAUAUUGAAAGAUUCGGAUUGCAUGCACGUAGAUAAACAUAAUUCAGUAUCACCAAUUGUCGUAAGGCCACCGGCAGAAAACACGAACUUGACGAAAAAUAUGAAUGAAAUCACGGAGAUUGGUAUAAUACAGCAAUAUCAGUUCUCGAGUGAUUUACAAAGAAUGUCCGUGAUCGUGAGUGCAUCAGGAUCGGAUGAUUUCAGAGCUUACACGAAAGGUUCCCCCGAGAUGAUAAUCAAUCUAAGCAAGCCGGAAACUGUACCAAAGGACAUUUCGCUCGUUUUAGAGCGAUACACCAGACAGGGAUUUCGCGUGAUAGCCUUGGGCCGCAGAGCGACAAUUUCCAAAAGUGCACAGAUAUCAAAACUGCCUCGAGAGACGGUUGAACGAGACUUGGAGUUCUUGGGACUAGUCAUUCUGGAAAAUCGAUUAAAGCGACCGACGACACCAGUGAUUACGGAAUUAAGGGAAGCUAACAUACGCGUGAUGAUGAUUACAGGAGAUAAUAUUCAGACCGCGGUAAGUGUUGCGAGAGAAUGCGGAAUACUUUCGAACGAAGAAUACAUCGUAGACGUGGUGGCCGUAGCCUCAAAUGAGGGAAAAGAUCGUCCAGAGAUCAUUUUCAACGUUCAAUCUCGAUCUCCAAGAUUGAGCAGCUCGCAAGCUCAUCACUCGGUGUCACCAACGAUUAAAGAUGUAGAAUACGGUAUAGCCAAUUGCAAUUAUAGAUUUGCUCUAACGGGUCAAACGUGGCAAGUGAUGCGAGAGUAUUAUCCCGAUCUCGUAGAUCGCAUUUGCGUACGCAGUGCGGUAUUUGCCAGAAUGAACAGCGAUCAGAAACAGCAGUUGGUUGUGGAGUUGAUGCGACUCGGUUAUUACGUAGCUAUGUGCGGAGAUGGCGCUAACGAUUGCGGAGCGUUGAGGGCUGCGAACGUUGGUAUAUCGCUCUCCAAAGCAGAAUCCAGCGUGGCCAGUCCCUUUACCUCGAAAGUACCCGAUAUAAGCUGCGUCCCAAAGAUAAUACGGGAAGGACGCGCUGCUCUAGUUACAUCGUUUGGAAUUUUUAAAUUUAUGAUCGCAUAUUCCCUUACCGAGUUUUUGUCCGUCAUAAUAUUGUACUCCAUAAACUCGAACUUGACGGAUUUACAAUUUCUCUUUAUCGAUAUCUUUUUAAUCAUCAACUUUGCCUUUUUCUUCGGCAAGACUCACGCAUCUAAAGACAAGUUAUCCAAGACAACACCCAUGACAAGUCUGCUAAGCUUCACUCCGCUCUUAUCUCUAGCGGCAUACAUGUUAGUCACGAUCGUAUUUCAAGCUACGGCGUUUUACGUCGUUCAGCGAUUUUCAUGGUACACGCGGUUAAAUCUUCUCACCAAAGACACCGAAAAUAAUACGUGUUACGAAAACUAUUCGGUCUUUUGCGUCUCUAUGUUUCAAUACAUUACGAUGGCGAUUAUAUUUUCACGCGGAAAGCCCUACAGACGUGCAAUCUAUACGAACGUAGCAUUUAUGUUCUCCAUACUUUUAUUAACGGCCAUAUGCAUAUAUAUUACGAUUUAUCCCGCGAAAUGGAUAGUGAGCGUGUUGAAAUUGAUCUUACCACCUGACUACGUCUGGAGAUGCGUUAUUUUAGCGCUCGCUCUAGUAAACUUUCUCAUUUGCUUCUUCAUCGAGAACUUCGUAAUAGAGCGCCUUAUUGAAAAUACCUUGAAGAGAAAAUUAUACAAACCAGAAAAAUCCAAAAAACGAUAUUUAAAGAUAGAAUGCGAAUUGAAGAAUUGCGAAAAUUGGCCGAAAUUUAAGCAACAAUCACCAAUACUAUCUAUCCUGCAAAAAGACGUACAAAAUGUUACAUAUUGUAAUAGCCAUUGUCGCCGCAUCGAUGUUAUUUCGGACGAUCAAACGGCGAAAAAUUUUUCCAAUUUGAGCAAGUUGAACGAACGAACCAGGGAAAACCAACAAGGAUUUGAAAAUUUUGGUUUUACGAAUGAUAAAGUAUAGUGUUGGAGAAAUAUGUAUAAUACAUAUGUAUUUACAAAUUAUUUUUUCAAAAAAGACCAUUGUGUUCGUUAUUACGACUCGGUAUUGGUGCAGAAAAGUAUCCAAUAUCUAAUAUACAUAAUAUAAAAUGUGUAUGAGUACGAGGGAAGAGUAAAUCUGUAGUAUUUAUGUAAAUAUAAUAAUUUAACUGCGUAUACGCUAACGUUAUAUAUAUAUAUAUAUAUAUAUAUAGUAUAAAUACUGAUGUGACCAAAGCACGUUUUCUCUCUUAUUACUGCAACAUAUGCUUAUCUUGGCAAUACAAAUUACAUUUCCUAAUGCAAGAGUACAACUUCGACGAAUCAUACGCAACUUUCAGCUAGAUAUUUGAUACUCGGAGGACAGGCGGGGAACAAAGGACGAGGGGAGGCACAGAAAGAAAUUUUAACAAAGAACUUUUACGUAUCUUUGUCCUUUUGAGAAAAAGAGCAGCGCUCACGUGACAGAAUACUUUAACGUACAUCGAGACAUAAAUAAUUUUUCUCGUUUUCACU